Messenger RNA from Oenanthe melanoleuca, 2287 nucleotides. RefSeq names its product lysosomal associated membrane protein 1 (gene LAMP1). The transcript is spliced from 9 exons. The record is from RefSeq and is a predicted model, not a curated record. Gene Ontology annotation, cellular component: membrane. Bases 167 to 1426 code for a protein of 419 amino acids. NCBI's taxonomy places the organism in Eukaryota, Metazoa, Chordata, Aves, Passeriformes, Muscicapidae.
GCCGGGCGGCUCACGUGACGGGCGGGCCACCCGUGUGACGUCAGCGGUCACAUGACCGGCCGGGGCCGUCGCCAGAGCGCCCCGAGCGCGGAGCCGCCGCCGCCCCCCGCCCGCGCCCGCCCUCGGCCCGUGCUCGCUACCGCCGCGCCCGUCCCCGCACCCCGACAUGGCCCGGGGGCUGCUGGCGGCGGCCGCUCUGCUCGGCUUUUUACAGGUUUCUUCUUCAUUUGAAGUGAAAGAUCCAAGUGGUAAGGUCUGCAUAAUUGCUGAUUUGACAGUAGCCUUCUCAGUGGAAUACAAAACCAAUGGGCCAAAAGAGUCAAGGACAUUUGUACACUUUUUUCUUCCCCAAAAUGCUUCAGUAGCCUCACAGAGCUCAUGUGGUAAAGACAACACAUCUCAUCCAGUUCUGGUAUUGGAUUUUGGAGCAGGACAUUCGUUAAGCCUGAAUUUCUCAGAAUCUGCAGACAAGUACCAAGUUGAAGAGUUGGUUUUCCACUACAAUCUGUCAGAUACAACUUUAUUCCCAAAUUCAAGUGAAGGAGAGAUGAAGACUGCAUCACAGAAAAGUAUUAUUAAGGCACAUAUGGGCACAAAAUACAGAUGCAUCAACUCCAAGCACAUCAAUAUGAAGAAUGUGAAUGUUACUUUUAGCAACGUCACUUUGGAAGCCUAUCUCACAAAUGGCACUUUAAGUGUGAACAAGACAGAAUGUGCUGAAGAUAUGAUCUCUACUACUACUAUAGCGCCUACAACUCCUAAACACAUUACUAGCCAGGCUCCAACACCUAGCCCAACACCAACAUCAUCACCCUCAAAUCCUACAGUUGGUAAAUACAAUGUGACUGGUCCAAAUGGAACCUGUAUACUUGCCUACAUGGGCUUACAGCUUAAUAUCACCUAUCCAAAAAAAGAUGAAAAGAUGGGUUUGGAUUUGCUGAAUUUCGUACCACAUAAUACAACUUCUUCUGGAAUAUGCGACAAUACAUUUGCCUUGUUGAACCUGACUUUUGAGAAAACGAGGGUUGUCUUCCACUUUGCAUUGAAUGCAAGUGCUGAAAAAUUCUUCUUGCAAGGUGUGAGUGUAAGAACGACCCUGCCUUCUGAAGCAAAAAAUCCAAACUUUGAAGCAUCAAACAAGAGCAUGAAUGAGCUGACAGCUUCAGUAGGGAACUCCUACAAGUGCAGUUCUGAGGAGAAUCUGCAGGUCACGGACCAAGCCCUUAUCAAUGUAUUUAAUGUUCAGAUCCAGAUUUUCAAGAUUGAUGGAGACAAAUUUGGGCCAGUGGAAGAAUGUCAACUGGAUGAAAAUAACAUGCUGAUCCCCAUAAUAGUUGGUGCAGCCCUUGCUGGUCUUGUUCUAAUUGUCUUGAUUGCUUAUCUGAUUGGCAGAAAGAGGAGCCAUGCUGGAUAUCAAACAAUUUAAUUUCUUGCACUAAAAUCCAGCAUAGAUGAACAGCAAUUGCAAGAGGCUGGGGGAAAAAAAUCCCCCUUUGUUUCCCCUGAACUGGUUGAUAUUGUAAGGUAACAUCUUUUCUUGCAAAUUGCUUCUUUAAAGUCUGCUUUAUUAAAUGUGAAAUCAUCUUGCAGCAUUUAACUAUGCACAAAAAUAACUUCUGAAGAUUCUGGUGUUUAAUUUUGCUAACUAGUUUUAAUAUUUACCCACUUAGAAACAAGCUAAAAGUUUUUAAGGGUGCAUUUUUGGAAUUGGUGUAAGAUCAUGUCAGCUACAGAUUCCAGAGAAGGAUGUUGCUAACUCUGACUCAAUUUCAGAACUCUUAACAAAGGGAAAAGGUUCAUUAUUUGCACCGCUGCCAUUGAGCGAUAAGUACACUGAUGAUGUAUUUGAAAAAAUUUAGUAACAACUGACAAAAUUGAAAUCUAAAAUCUGAACUUCACCUUGUCUCUUAGGUGUGUAUUUUUUACUAAGCUUUAAACUCAAUGCCUGGCACAUGCAGGGUGUGAACAACGCAAUAUUCAAACCUUACAGGAACUCUUUAUGAUUGGACAACUCCCCUGUUUGAUAUUUUUGAUGCUAUGCCAGCUUGUUAGGAGCUGGUACUUUUUUAAAAUGGGUGUUAUUUUUAUUUACUUUUUUUUGUAAAGUGAUUUCAGUCUAUUCUGUUGGAAGGUUCAGAGAGAUCCUGUUACUGCACAUGUGUACAAUAUAGAUCUCAAUCUGCUGAUUCUAUUGCUUUAAACUUGGCUGGGGGGUUGUACACUUUAAGGAUCAGUUCUUAUGUAUGCAUUGCCUGUAACAAUGCUAAUAAAGACUUUUUUUUCUGUA